AGGUUGUUUCUCUUGUGUUUACACCAUCUAACUAUGAUAUAGUUGUCAGAGCAUCACUCUAAAAAAAAAUAUCCCUUUUGUAUCAUAUUAACUGCAUAUUUAUUCCAGAUGAUUAAGUAGUACAAACAUCGUAAAUAGAUUUUCUAUUCAAUGGCAAGUAAAGAAGCUUAUCGCUUACUUUAUAAAGAAUUUAUGAGGGUUUGCGACCAAUGGCCGAUUGAUGCUUCAAGAUCAGGUCGAGAUUUUGGUGAAUAUUUAAGACAUAAUUAUAGAGGAGUAUACAAACAAGAGGAUUUUAAUGCUGAAGAUAUGAAAAAGACAUUGGAUGCUUUGGUCAAAAUUAGUUCAAAUUACUAUUACAAAAAGUAUCCUCGUGUUAAUGAAAUAAAUUAUACUGGAUUAGAAGUUACAAAAUGUCAAGAAGCAUUGUCAAAUGAUAACCAAGUAGCGUUUCAAAAACAGAGAUCUUGGUGGGAGAGGCUUAUAAGCAAAAGAUCAUUAUCAGAGAAGCUGGAGUUGCAGUCGAAGAAAUAAGUUAAUAGUUUUAACAGCUUUUUUUUCGCCACAAUGUUAUCCUAUUAUAUAGUGAACGUCGAAAUCCAAUAAACAUCGAAAUCCAGUGAACCAGCACUGUUUACUCUUCUACUUCAUUAAAAAAUAUGCAACCUUAUGGUAUUACUAAAAAGAAUUUUUUUUUGUAUGCUACUGAAACUUAUAUUAUUUGAAAUAAGAGUAGGUGGCGUAAGUGGCUAAAGACAUAAUAUUAGUUAGUCAUUCAGACACGUGUGCAAUAAUGUUUGCUUUUUUAUGAUUAGUCUGUUUCUUUACCUUUAUAAAGAUUUACAAUUUCUGUUAUAAAUAAUUUCAAAGUUUUGAGUGA
Hydra vulgaris (swiftwater hydra) is the source of this 880-nucleotide messenger RNA. RefSeq names its product ubiquinol-cytochrome c reductase complex assembly factor 2. Gene Ontology annotation, biological process: mitochondrial respiratory chain complex III assembly. The record is from RefSeq and is a predicted model, not a curated record. Gene Ontology annotation, cellular component: mitochondrial matrix. NCBI's taxonomy places the organism in Eukaryota, Metazoa, Cnidaria, Hydrozoa, Anthoathecata, Hydridae.